CUGAAACAUUGUGAAAACAUUAGCUGAAAAAAGUAAACAAAAAAUUCAUGGAAGAUAUAAAAAUUAAAAUUAUUAUACCAUUUCCAACAAAUCGAGCUGCUCAAAUAGCUUAUGAUGUGCUAAGAAUUGAUCCGGAACCAAAGAGGAAUCACAUUAAAAAGGAAUAUGUUCUUGAUGACAAUAUUUUAAGUGUAGAAUUUUGUGGAGAUAUAGCUAAGAACGUACGUACAGCAUUGACCAACUUCUAUGAAUCUUUGAUUCUGUGUGUUGAAACACAAGAUCAGUUCGGUCCACCACUUUCUGAAGAAUAUAAUUAUUAUUAAGUAACAGUUAAGAACAUCCAGUAAUGCCUGAACACACGCCAGCUCCAACAUCAUCAAGAGGAAUCUACGGAUUUGUGGUCUAUCUUCUAUUUUCUACUUUAUUUGUCCUGUAUUUCUUCUGGGCUUUCAUUCCUUUAGAGGUUUUUGAGGCAAUUGGAAUCACAGAACUUCCAAACAAGUACUUUGCUCUCUUUGUUCCUAUACUGAUCCUUACAGCAACAUUUCUAUUCGGAUUCUUCAUUUAUCCAUCAAUUAGCUUCGUCAUGACACCAAAUGUGGAUUCAAUUUAUACAGUAACUGAUCCAUAUGCUGUAAAGAGAUGUCAGUACAGAGACGAGAAUGGAAUAUUAUGCGAUAAUAAAAUAGCAUACGACUUUGAAGUUAAUCCAUGGAACUUUGCUAGACUGUGCAACAACCAUCAGAAUCGAGUGUCUAAAAUUGAGAACUUUUGUGACUGUACUGAAAAGGAAAAGUGCUUGCUUUAUACAGACAAAGACUAUGUGGAUAAAUUAAGUAGAAAAAGAAAUAUUAUUCAAAAUUCAGGCGAUAUGAACAUAGAUGAAGUAUCAGACAUUUUAUAUGGUGAACUUAAUUAAUAAAGUAUAUUUUACAACUCUUAAUUAAAAAUUAAAUUAAAUU
This is a messenger RNA of Chironomus riparius, 962 nucleotides long. The record is from the annotation of a GenBank genome assembly. NCBI's taxonomy places the organism in Eukaryota, Metazoa, Arthropoda, Insecta, Diptera, Chironomidae.